Penicillium subrubescens is the source of this 3149-nucleotide messenger RNA. RefSeq names its product exosome catalytic subunit DIS3. Gene Ontology annotation, molecular function: RNA binding; endonuclease activity; 3'-5'-RNA exonuclease activity. Gene Ontology annotation, biological process: rRNA catabolic process. The transcript has 2 exons. Gene Ontology annotation, cellular component: cytoplasmic exosome (RNase complex); nuclear exosome (RNase complex). The coding region runs from base 63 to 3149 and encodes 1028 amino acids. NCBI's taxonomy places the organism in Eukaryota, Fungi, Ascomycota, Eurotiomycetes, Eurotiales, Aspergillaceae. The record is from RefSeq and is a predicted model, not a curated record.
CACCAAAUUCGUGGCUCGCAAGUGACCCAGGAACUGCCGCCAGGCAGAUAAAUACCGUCGCGAUGAAGAGCUUAAGAAGAGAUACCUCUUCGAAUCCGCAAGCCGCCAAUGUCACCAGCAAAGUCUUCGUGCGGUCUACGAAAAGUGGAAAGGUGCAAAAGAUUGUUCGUGAGCUCUAUCUGAGACAAGACAUUCCCUGCUCCUCGAAGCUUUGCGCCCUAUGCCCUUCAGUUGCCCCCGCAGAUGCCAAUGGAAACAUUGCGCCAUUCGUCCUGUCCGAUCGUCCCGCCGGCACCAAGGCAUUCCCCCGCGGCCAUUACCUCGUUCCCGAUACGAAUGCGCUUUUGAAUGGCAUGGAUCUUUUCGAACAUACUGGCGCCUUCUACGAUGUCAUCAUUCUUCAGACCGUCCUUGAAGAGCUUCGAAACCAGUCCCUGCCUCUCUACAACCGCCUGCUUUCCCUGAUCAAAACCGACGAGAAGCGCUUUUACCUCUUCUUCAACGAGUUCCGCCUGGAGACUCAUGUCAGGAGAGGGCCAGAGGAAUCCAUCAACGAUCGGAAUGACCGUGCCGUUCGCUCAGUGGCUAGCUGGUAUGAAGAUCAUCUCCGCGUGUCGGUCAAGAUGAGCAAGAAAGAGAAAUCCUUGCCUGCUAUGGUGGUCAUUACCGAUGAUAAAGAUAGUAUCCGCAAGGCUAAGGCGGAAAAUGUCACGGCAUUAUCUCUUGCAGACUAUGUCGCCGGUCUUGAGGAUUCGGAGAAGCUACUAGAUAUGAUGAGCGAAGCUAGAGAGGCUCGGGAUACAAAGGGCGCUGCUCAGGGUGAGCUAUUCUACCCCGAGUACUACUCGAUGUCAAAACUUAUGACUGGCUUGCGAGCGGGAACUUUGCACCAAGGAGUGUUUAACGUCUCGCCAUACAACUAUUUGGAAGGGUCUAUCAAGGUCCCAGCCUUUGACAAGGCCCUGCUCAUUCUGGGUCGCGACAACAGCAACCGUGCUAUUGCAGGCGAUGUCGUCGUAAUUGAACUCUUGCCCAAGGACCAAUGGAAGUCGCCCUCAACGAAGAUUGUUGAGGAGGAGGCCGUAACGAAGAACGACAAUCCCGAUACGGACGAGACGGAAGCUGUGGUCACUGAUAGAGAGCGCAAGGCUCUUCAAGAAGAGGUCAAGCAGGCCCAUGGCAAGAACUCGGAGGGCAAGCCGCAGCCAACCGCCAAGGUUGUGGGUGUCAUCAAGCGCAACUGGCGUCAAUAUGUGGGGCAUGUGGACUCCAAUUCGACUGCCUCACUCUCUGGUCGCCGACAGCAGACCGUGUUUGUACUACCCAUGGAGAAGAGGGUUCCAAAGAUCAGAGUCCGCACGAGGCAAGCUAGCGAUCUCAUCGGUCAGCGCAUCCUAGUCACCAUUGACUCCUGGGACCGGGAUUCCCGGUAUCCCACUGGUCACUACGUCCGAUCCCUGGGUGAGCUGGAGACGAAGGGAGCCGAGACAGAGGCUCUUCUUCUGGAGUACGACGUGCAGUACAAGCCGUUCCCCAAGUCUGUCUUGGACUGCUUGCCUGCAGAGGGACAUGAUUGGAAGGUUCCUGUCUCCAAAGAGGACAAGGGCUGGAAUGGUCGACGAGAUCUCCGUGAUCUGCUCAUCUGCAGUAUCGAUCCCCCUGGCUGUCAGGAUAUUGACGAUGCGCUGCAUGCACGCCCUCUGCCGAAUGGCAACUUUGAGGUUGGUGUUCACAUUGCAGAUGUCUCACAUUUCGUCAAGCCGAACAAUGCAAUGGAUCUCGAAGCAAGUGUCCGCGGUACGACUGUGUAUCUGGUCGAUAAGCGUAUUGACAUGCUUCCACAUCUUCUUGGAACAGACCUGUGCUCACUGAAGCCCUACGUGGAGCGCUACGCCUUCUCAGUCCUCUGGGAAAUUACUCCCAACGCAGAGAUUGUGUCUUCAAACUUUACCAAGUCCGUCAUUCGCUCACGCGAUGCUUUCAGUUACGAGCAAGCACAGCUGCGUAUUGAUGAUCCCUCGCAAACCGACGAGUUGACGGAGAGCAUGCGGAACCUUCUGCGCUUUUCGAAGAUUCUCCGACAGAAGCGUUACGAUGCCGGUGCCCUGAACCUUGCCUCGCCUGAGGUCCGCAUUGAAACGGGUGAUGAAGCCGGCGACCCUCUUACAGAUGUGAAGACGAAAGCCAUGCUCGAGACCAACAGUCUUGUCGAAGAGUUCAUGCUUCUCGCCAAUAUCACCGUGGCCACAAAGGUUUACAACUCUUUCUCACAGACCGCUCUCCUGCGUCGUCACGCCACCCCACCGCCGCAGAACUUUGAGGAUCUCAUCAAUCAGCUGUCCAAGAAACGUGGCAUGGAGCUUGACGUCUCCAGCUCCGGUGCGCUGGCCAACUCUUUGGAUCGCUGCGUCGACCCAGAGAACCCAUUCUUCAAUACCCUGGUCCGUAUCCUGGCGACUCGGUGCAUGACCUCGGCCGAGUACUUCUGUGCCGGUGCCCAUGCGGAGUCUGAAUUCCGUCACUACGGUCUUGCCUCGCCCAUCUACACACAUUUCACCUCACCUAUCCGUCGAUACGCCGAUCUUCUUGUCCACCGACAGCUUGCCUCGGCUAUUGGGUAUGAAGGCGAGGAUGGCCACGCCGUCAUCGAGGGUGUCAGCACUCGUGGCAAGCUCGAGGAUAUCUGCCGCAACAUCAACUUCCGUCAUCGUAAUGCUCAAUUUGCCGGCCGUGCCAGUAUUGAAUAUUACGUCGGCCAGGCCCUCAAGGCCCGUGGUGAGAAGAUGGCCGCAGGCGGCACCGACACCGGUAUUGACGAGGAAGGCUACGUCAUGCGUGUUUUCGAGAACGGUGUUGUUGUGUUCGUUCCCCGUUUCGGUAUUGAAGGUGUCGUCCGCUUGGAAGACUUUGUUCUGCCUGGCGAAUCUGGCGUUUACUCUGUAUCUGAGCGGCGGGAACUUGCGGUUCACCGCACAACGGACUUUAACAGCGAGGAGUACACGCUUCGGGUGUCAGAGAAGAACCACGCCGAGAAGGAUCGUAGCGUGCAGGUUGAGCUCUUCCAAAGAGUCAAGGUGAACAUCAGUUCGGUCAAGGAAGAAGGCCGUGGUGCGGGCAAGCGCAGAGUCCGGGUUUUGAUUACUGGUUAA